AUAUCAACAACAUCAAUUACUUCUAAUCCAACCAACUUCAUCUUUAUUCUCACUACUCCAUUCGCUCACUCCACCAACACAAAACUAAAACAACCACCAAAAAUCACCAUGCGUUUCUCUAUCAUCCUCGCCUGUGCCGCUACCGCCAUGGCCACUCCUCUUCUCGAAGAACGCCAGACACCUCUCUGCACGGGAGCUGGCAGUGCUCAGUGCUGUGCAACUGACGUCCUUAACCUUGCGGACUUGAACUGUGCUACUCCGCCAACAACUCCAACCUCCAUCAACAGCUUCAUCGACAUUUGCUCUGCCAUCGGCCAGCAAGCUAAGUGUUGCGUUCUGCCCAUCCUCGGCCAGGCGCUCUUCUGCGCCGAUGUCAACCCCCAGCCUACCGCUGCCGCUAAGGCAUAGGCGUCUCAUGUUACACUACAGCACAUCAUCGACACUGCGCCGAGAAGUGGCGAAGUGUCUUGUAUAGUACAUGGCAGACUUUAGCUUGAGGGGUUGCAUAUAUUCGCACUCUUCGCUGGGGGCUAGAUCUCUCUCUCCGAAAAACAUACUCGUGUCAUUCCUUCUGUUUCGUUGAUGUGAAUGGAGUGUUGUGGUGCUUGGGAAUGGAGUAUAGUCUUUAUAUUUAUUUCCAAUUCUCACGAGAUUUGAACCAUGCCGUCUCUGUGCCAUGAAAUCUUAACUGAUUUUCGUAUAUUUGGC
Molecule: messenger RNA, 708 nt
Organism: Lindgomyces ingoldianus
Lineage: Eukaryota; Fungi; Ascomycota; Dothideomycetes; Pleosporales; Lindgomycetaceae
Exons: 2
Coding region: 109-408 (99 amino acids)
Cellular component (GO): extracellular region
Source: RefSeq, a predicted model, not a curated record